Sciurus carolinensis (gray squirrel) is the source of this 1077-nucleotide messenger RNA. It is a transcript of the gene S100a13, whose product is annotated as S100 calcium binding protein A13. Gene Ontology annotation, biological process: positive regulation of cell population proliferation; positive regulation of canonical NF-kappaB signal transduction. The record is from RefSeq and is a predicted model, not a curated record. Gene Ontology annotation, molecular function: RAGE receptor binding. Gene Ontology annotation, cellular component: perinuclear region of cytoplasm. NCBI's taxonomy places the organism in Eukaryota, Metazoa, Chordata, Mammalia, Rodentia, Sciuridae. The coding region runs from base 700 to 996 and encodes 98 amino acids. The transcript has 3 exons.
CACCCCCAGCUCUAAGCUGGCUGUGAGACUGAGCAGGGGAAGGGAAGGACUUUGCAGAGGGAGUCUUAGCCUGGGGCUUCUGUGUAGGGUCUCGCUCAGUAAUUUAGUCUUGGGACUUCACUGAGAGCUUUCAAUCCGGGGAUUCUAAUAUGGGGCCUUGGUCUGGAUCCUGUUUGUGAUGCCUCAGCUUGGAGUCUUGGAGGGGGUCUUGGACUGCAGUGACCUUUGCAGCGUCUCUGCAGUGUUUUUCAGAUUGAACCUCCAAGGGCUGAGCUCCCUUACUUUUUUUUCUUUCAGUUGGGAUUUUCAAUUAAUUGUUGUCACCCCUAGCCCCACCUCCUAAUUAGUUGUUGGGGGUGUGGUAGUGGUAGGGCAGCAGCCCCCAGUAAAGGAAGUAAUAGGACUCGAGAACCCCUUCUGAGUGGGAUCUGUCCAGGAAGUCCCCCCAAGUUAGGGAACCUGUGGGAGCGGGUUAGGGCUGCCGGGGCUCCCAGCCUGAUGGCUAGGGCGAGAGGCAUGAGUGGGCGGUCCCCUCUCUUCAGAAUCGGCUGUGGAAACUUGACACCUCCGGGCUGGGGCGUGGCUCUCUCCUCCUUCGCAGGCACUUUUAAACCUCCGCCUAGAGGCUCCUUCUCGCAGCACCCCUUCUCCUACCCCUGGUCAGCUGUGUGAGCACAUCACUCUAACCCCAGGGUCCUCAUGGCAGCUGAGCCACUGACUGAGCUGGAGGCGGCCAUCGAGACAGUGGUUACCACUUUCUUCACCUUUGCAGGGCGGGAAGGCCGGAAGGGCAGCCUCAGCAUCAAUGAGUUUAAGGAACUGGCCACGCAGCAGUUACCUCACCUUCUCAAGGAUGUGGGCUCUCUAGAUGAGAAGAUGAAGAGCUUGGAUGUGAAUCAGGAUACAGAGCUCAAGUUCAAUGAGUAUUGGAGACUGAUUGGGGAGUUGGCCAAGGAAAUCAGGAAGGAGAAGGCCCUGGAGAUCCGGAAGAAGUAAAGCCUGCUGGCCAGGAUGGGGGUGGGCAGGGUAGGACUGGGUGGGGACAGGCAGAACCCCAUCAAUUCCCCAAAUAAAUCU